CCCAGCAACACAAUGCACAAGCUUCGAUUCGAGCAAAGCUCAUAGACAACAGCACAAAGAUCAUUUAAAUCAGAAGUCUGACUUCGGACAGAAAUAGCAGAAAACAAUGGCUUCUUUCUCCAUGGAGGAUUUUGUUGGAAAUGGAGCUCUAAAAGAGCUGCUACCGAAGUUGGUUGAAGAAGGGUGGGAUGAUGUGCCGACCUUGAAGCUCAUGAACUCAGAGGACAUGGAUGCAGUUUCCAUGACACAACAGCAAAAGGAUUCGCUGGAGAUCAGAUCCUACUUGCACGACCGUGCGUUGUUGCAGUAUGGAGACCGGCUUGAGGCCUCUGGAAGAUCCCUGCCUGAGCUUUUGAACCUGAGCACCGGCGAUCUUUCUUCGCAGUUUGGGAUGAAGAGAGGCCACAUGGCCCGGUUUAUGGACAGGACAAGCCCCUGUGCAGACCCUCUGCCUAAAUCCUAUGUGGUUUCGGCACAAGGAGGAUCGCAUGCUAAUGUGCCUUCCAGGACCAAUAGCUUGUACCAAAGUCUUUCGUCAGCAAACUUUAGGAAGAUGAGCCUGACAAGAUUGUCCAUGAAAAGUAGUACUGGUACCAAUGAUAAGUCUCUGGAGAAGUCACUGUCAGAUCUUAGGAUCAAGGACGGGCACGUCUUUAAAGGGAUCAUUGCGGCAGGGCCUGCCGGGCCUCGAGCCUGUGGCUGCGUCAGUGCUCCUCCUGUAACCAAUCAGAUUGCUCCGUACUCUGCUGUUGAGAACAUAUCGGUCCAGAAAUUAACACCAGAGCAUAAGAUCGCAAUGGAGCGCCUGGUGAAGACUAGAACGCCUCCGAUGAAGGCCUCGGAGCUCUGGCGAGACAAGCCAGCUGUCUUCCUCUGCAUAAGACGGCCAGGGUGCAUCAUGUGCAGAGCCGAAGCCUACCAACUCUAUUCGAAAAAGCCCAUCUUUGACGCUCUCGGGGUCCAACUAUUUGCAGUUCUUCAUGAACACAUCGAAUCAGAGGUUAAAGAUUUCUGGCCCCGGUACUGGGGCGGCGUCGUGCUCUACGAUCGCGGGAUGGAGUUUUUCAAAGCGCUUGGCGGCGGGAAGCUGCUCAAGGACAAGUUCAUGUCGGGGUUCCUUCUCAACCCGAUAGCGAUAGCUAAUUACAAGCGCGCAAAAGCAAUAGGGGCCAAGCAGAAUUUCAAAGGAGAAGGCGAGAUAAAAGGCGGGCUCUUUAUAGUUGGGAGUGGCAAGAGUGGGAUUGCUUAUCAGUUCAUUGAGAGGAACUUCGGUGAUUGGGCUCCUCUAGCUGAAGUUGUCGAGAUCUGUAGUCAAUUGCAGAAUCCACAUCAAAAUCAAGGGGAGCCUUCACAUGAAUAUCAAAUUUUGUAACAAUUUUGGUCUUAUGUUGCUGUGAAUUCUGCAAACAAAAGAGACAGUUUUGUUGCGAGGAUCAGCAUAGACUAAGCUCUGAGUAUUCAUUAGUUUGUUCAUCAAUGAUAUUCUGGGGUUGUAGUUUUGGCCUGAAUGAAAUGACUGGCAUUUGGAGA
This is a messenger RNA of Syzygium oleosum, 1530 nucleotides long. RefSeq lists its product as uncharacterized. The coding region runs from base 107 to 1372 and encodes 421 amino acids. The record is from RefSeq and is a predicted model, not a curated record. Lineage: Eukaryota; Viridiplantae; Streptophyta; Magnoliopsida; Myrtales; Myrtaceae. Gene Ontology annotation, molecular function: antioxidant activity. The transcript has 5 exons.